GGAGGCUGGUUAGAUCUGAAGGCGAUGAUUGAGAAGGUGACUGGAAAGAAUGCCUUGGUGAACUAUGGCUUCUAUGGCUGCUAUUGUGGCUGGGGUGGCCGAGGGACCCCCAAGGAUGCCACUGACUGGUGUUGUUGGGUGCAUGACCACUGCUAUGGCCGGCUGGAGGAGAAAAGCUGCAACAUCAGGACCCAGUCUUACCAGUAUAGAAUUGCACGAGGCAUGGUCGCCUGUGAACAUGGGUCCUUCUGCCAGAUGCAACUCUGUGCUUGUGACCGGAAGCUUGUCUACUGCCUGAGGAGAAACCUAUGGAGCUAUAACCCCAGCUACCGAUACUUCCCCAACGUCUUCUGCUUCUAG
Messenger RNA from Elephantulus edwardii (Cape elephant shrew), 360 nucleotides. RefSeq names its product phospholipase A2, group V (gene PLA2G5). Gene Ontology annotation, molecular function: calcium ion binding; phospholipid binding. The transcript is spliced from 3 exons. The record is from RefSeq and is a predicted model, not a curated record. Gene Ontology annotation, biological process: phospholipid metabolic process; lipid catabolic process; negative regulation of T cell proliferation. Bases 25 to 360 code for a protein of 111 amino acids. NCBI's taxonomy places the organism in Eukaryota, Metazoa, Chordata, Mammalia, Macroscelidea, Macroscelididae.